Molecule: messenger RNA, 1650 nt
Organism: Colletotrichum spaethianum
Lineage: Eukaryota; Fungi; Ascomycota; Sordariomycetes; Glomerellales; Glomerellaceae
Exons: 3
Coding region: 1-1650 (549 amino acids)
Source: RefSeq, a predicted model, not a curated record
AUGUCGCCCAAGCUGAAGCCAUUGUUGUUGCCCCAGCUCGUUGAAGAGCGCCGCAAGUUCGAGGAACAACAACCCGACCUCCCAGAAGGCGACCUGGACCGCCAACGUUGCAUCACCCGUCACCCCGACUUUCUCAACUCGAGGGCACCUACGCUACUCGAGCUCGACCUCCUCUCUCGAUCUUCCCCUACGCUGUUCAACGACAGCCCGUCAUCACCAACUUCAACAACCCAUACCAAGUCGUCGAAACGUCCGCUUCCUGAUGUUCAAGAAGAGCCUGUGGAACGCGAUGAGCUGGAAGAGAGUACUAUCCUCGCUGAGCCGUUUGAUCUAUAUAACUGCUUGUGUGACGAGCCGUGCAUUCACCAUGAGAGCUCCGAAACACUUCACAGUGUGUACCCGGCCGACUUCGAUAUCGACUACGACUUGGGGUUUGCGAGCGACAGCGAUUUCACUGCGACCCUCGAGCGGAAGCGAAGUGGCACCGAGUCGCCCUUUUCAGGCUUGGCUACACGCCUAGGAACCCGCUUCCCUAACUUGUCGCGGUGGAAAUCCACGACAAAGCGGUCACAAUUGACUGCUUCGCCCACCCUGGGGUUGACAUUCGAGAACGCCCACCCUGUUUCUUGCGCAGCAUCAAGCCGAUCGUCUUCCCUGUCUGGUCCCUCGCGACACAUGGAUAGCAUCAACGAGCCCCCAGUUCCUACUCCGGCUACAUCCUUCUGGGAAAGCAGCGAGAGCGUGGAGACGCCAGCCCCCAUCGACAUCGAAAAGGCCAACAACGAGAGGAGCAGCAUCGAGCGUGACCGCGCCUUGGCAACGACGCCUCUGCUCCCUCCUCUUCUUACAACCCCACCCGCCGAGGCCCCUCAACCUAGUCCUCUCCAGUCUCCUACCGUUGCGCCUUUAACCGUUUCAAUGGAGAUCCCGCCAACCCAGCCGCUUUCCCACCUUCCUACGCCUGCACUCAGUACAAGGCCAUCUGUCUCUUCAUUCCGCCAUAUACAGCCGUCCCAAGAACUCCCUAUUGGUUUCCCGUCCAUCGUACAAGACCACGACGAGUGGUCUGACCGUCUUGGGCAUGCCAACUUCACCAUCACGCCCCAGCCUUACCAACCGGUGGAAGCUGAUAUGGAGACUCUUCGCCACUUGCGUGCAGACUGGGAAACUGCUCGUAUCAACUACACAAAGCACUUAGUACGGACAGGCGAGAACUAUGGCGAGACGUCAAAGAUCUACGCGCUGACUGAAGCAAAGUGGGCCGAGACAGAAAGGAACUGGCGCACGUUCCACGAGCAGACAAUGGAAUACAUCCUGGCCGCUAGCAAGACAACGGGCACUCAGCGAUCAGGCGUAUCUCGCAGCCGCAGCCGCGGGCGUGUUCGCGCGAGCAGCGGAGGCUCUGCCCUUAUGCGCCGACCUGCCAACGAUGAUGUCUUCGCUGGCGAGCAAUGGCGGCGUCUCGAAGACGGCUUACCUACCGCAAUCCCUCGUCUUGUUGAUGCCGAGGGCAAGUUUCCUGAGCGCGGCGAUGAGGACAUUGUCGGGCCCAUGGAGCGCGACACCAAGAUGAUCCGCACUAGGAGCGAGGAGCGCAAAAGCGGUCGGUUCUGGCGCAACCUGGCCGAAAAGGUUGGCAUCCGCAGGUGA